AUGGCUCUUUUUUCGGUAGAGGAACGACCGGAUGCGGUUGAGUUGAUUCCAGAAAAGGCGAAUCACUCCAGUCCCACUCCUUUCCAGUACGCUUUUUGCACCACACUGGCUCGCCAGAGAAAGCAUACGGGCGAGCUUUCUCCUACAGCAGAUGGCUACGAUAGCGAAAAGGCCAAAAGCAUCUAUCGGUCUGUGGUUAUUAUUAGCCUUUCGGUCGUACUGGGCUAUUUCAGCUCAAUGAUUAUACUUUCUGUAAGAGGAGCUUUCAGCCUCAAUAUAGAGCCAUUUUAUUUGACUCUGUUCGCAGGAUUGUUCGCAAAUGUAGCGUUCUCUGUUAAUUUUUUCGUCUACUACGGUAUAAGCAAGGAAUAUCGAGGCAUAUUCGACAGUCUCCUUGGGAUCGGUCAUCUGAAAGCUUUACUGGGCAGAGCUAAACCCGGAGGUGUUCAGCUAAAGGAUUUCUUGCCGAGUCGAUCACCUAACCGAAUCACAACCACCCAUGCAAGCUAA
Haemonchus placei is the source of this 510-nucleotide messenger RNA. Lineage: Eukaryota; Metazoa; Nematoda; Chromadorea; Rhabditida; Trichostrongylidae. The record is from the annotation of a GenBank genome assembly.